AUGUGGCUCCAAUACAGAUCCAGCAUGCAUCAUUUGCCCAUAAGAUGGUAUAACUGUCUCAAUGCUUCUUGCUCAGAUGUUCAGCCCUUGUCCAAUAGGUUGUACCCAGCAAGUCAGAAGAAGCCUCAUACAGUAUUCACCUUUUCUUUUCUUGAUGACUUUUUAAUCAAUAACAAAGAAUGUAAAACUUCUGCAAUGACUUUCUAUUCCAAGAUAUGGUGGAUGACAAACAUUGCGUUCCCUCACAAGGUCCCAAAUAGAUAUCAGGAGUUCAUGAGGGUGUCCCAGCAGUGGAGACAUUUGGAAUAUAUGCAUUUGGAUGGAUUUGCACACCAACCCAGCUGUCACCCUUCCCUGGGGUCUCUAGCAUUGUUUUGCCCAGCUUGCCCUCAGCCGGAUAUCAAUGUCUCGCUUGAUUGGAAGCAGAAUCCCCUCAGGCAGUAUCACUUGAGGACUUUUUUCAUGGACGGAAACUUUAAUGCAGAGCACAUGAAGUCAAAGAACCCCCAUGAUGAUGUCCCAUUGGCCAAUGACACAGCAUUCUUGACAGCAAACCAACCAUACAUGGAGCACCUCAAAAUUGCCAAAGAAAAUAAAGUGGGGUCUACUUGUAAUAACCACAGAGCUAUUGACUCAGUCAUAGUCCUCUACGAUAUAAUGUGCCAAUAUGGUAGAUACUUUUUGAAAAGGGUCCUUGAAAGUCCCUAUCUUCAGGUCCCCAGUGGUAUAUCCUUGUACAAGGGCAUUAAAUUAUUUCAUGUGCAUGGACAUCAAGACAUCUGCUUCCCAAGAUAUGCGCCUAACUUUAUCCCCGGGACUGGGCAGGUUAAUGAAAUAUUAGAUGAUCACAUGAGUGAUUCCAAUUGGAAGAAGCUUAUAUGA
This is a messenger RNA of Serpula lacrymans var. lacrymans S7.9, 882 nucleotides long. RefSeq lists its product as uncharacterized. The record is from RefSeq and is a predicted model, not a curated record. Lineage: Eukaryota; Fungi; Basidiomycota; Agaricomycetes; Boletales; Serpulaceae. Bases 1 to 882 code for a protein of 293 amino acids. The transcript is spliced from 5 exons.